Molecule: messenger RNA, 321 nt
Organism: Anisakis simplex (herring worm)
Lineage: Eukaryota; Metazoa; Nematoda; Chromadorea; Rhabditida; Anisakidae
Source: the annotation of a GenBank genome assembly
AUGGAUGUCGAAUCGACAACCGAGAGUAAUAAUAGCGAUGGGAAUGCGGAAUACGAGUUGAUGAAGGGUGGUGGUGAGCACGACGGGAUGGGGCAGCAGGGAAAUAAUCAUAUGGAAGAGGAGAUGCGAAUAGAAGAAUCGCAUACAGACCAAGAAGAUCAUCAUGAAGGAGGGUAUGAGGCUGCAAUGGGUGACGAGGUCAAAGGUCAGCAGCCGGCACACUACGAGAACGGUGAGGGUGCGAUGGGACAUGGAGAGGCAGACAGUAAAGAAGCCGAAGAAGAGUACGGGAAAGGAGGAGAGGGUCAUGGAGAUGAAGAA